AUGAAAGGCAUUAAGAAGAGUCUUGCAGAAGAAUCUCUCUAUCUGGACUUUUCUUAUCAAAGGGAAGGAUGUGUUUUUCCUCUGCAUACAUCUGUAACUCUAUUUUUGUUGUCAUACUGUGAUUGCAAAAUCUUUAAAGUUUUCUUAGUCCUCCCCAGAGAAAAUACAGAUAUUUCACUAGUAAAAAAUGGACUUCCCUCAGAUAUUGAAGUACAGAUUAUUUCAAGAGAAGAGCUUCCAUCCAUAGUCCAGAAUUGUUGUUUACCUGCAACAAUGGAAGAAUCAGGCAAUUUUUGUAGAGCAGGACUUGCUGUUGUACUAAGACACAUAAUUCAGAAAACGUAUGAAGCUGAUCCCUCAAAGAAGGAAAUUUUAGAACUACUGGGUUUCAAGAAGACUUGCUUGAAAGCCUGUGCUGAAGUUAGUCAGUGGACCAGGCUCUGUGAACUCACCAUUCCUUUGGCUAUUGAGAAUUUUCUCAAACAGUCUUCUCAACAACCCUCAACUAUUCCUGUAGAAAUAUUACAGUUAGAGAAGAAACUCGGGGAGCCGGUCAGAGUGCACAACGAUGACAAACUCCGUCGGCAGAAGCUGAAGCAACAGAAGGCUGCUGGAAGUAGACUUCCCCUUGCCACGGACAAAACAAAGAACAAGAUCCAUAGUGAGGAAACAUCUGAAGAGGUGGGCUCUGUGUCCAAGAGUCUGGAAUUGGAAGUGGCAUUCUCAAAGCUCACGGCCCAGGAAGAACCACCUGUCACCAACAGGGAGCCUUCUCACAUCAGAAAAGCGAAAGCGGCUGACCUUCCACCCCUGGAGCAUGUGUUCGCAGAAGGGCUUUACUUCACAUUGGCAGAUAUUGUGCUCUUGCCGUGUGUCCAUCACUUUUUGGCAAUUAUCUACAAAAAUCUUGCUGAAAAGCUUAUAGAAUUUCCAUUGCUUGCCUCUUGGUACCAGAGGAUUCAGGAAGUGCCAAAAGUGAAAACAGCAGCUUCUAAGUGUGGAAUCCAGUUUCUUGAUUUGCCAGAGUUGUUGACCUCCUCAAAUGAGCAGCAUCCAAAUCCAAGCGAAGUCCCAGGAGUAGAGGAGCAAAAUGAUCCUUCGUUCAUAGGAGGACCAAGACCAACAAUGACCAAGUUAAUGGAAAAAGGCAUUGAAGUGAUGUUCUCUCCCCAUCCAUGUCCUACCUGGACCCUUGACUGGAAUAGUCUUCCUGCAGCUGUCAGCCCAAAGGAAGGGAAAAUGUCCAGCGAUCGAGCACUGAGGAAGCAACAGCAGUUAAAUAACCUUGUUUACAUGGUGACAAAUCAAGCAAGACCUGGUGACAGAAUUGUGGAUUUCUGCAGUGGCGGGGGCCAUGUUGGAAUUGUGCUUGCCCACGUGUUGCCAUCAUGCCAGGUUACACUUAUAGAAAACAAGGAAUUAUCUUUAGUUCGUGCUAAGAAGAGAAGUGAUGAAUUAGGUUUGAGCAACAUUUGGUUCAUUCAAGCAAAUAUGGAGUAUUUCACAGGGAUGUUUAAUAUUGGGGUGGCGUUGCAUGCUUGUGGAGUGGCAACAGACAUGGUGAUUGAACACUGCAUCAAAAUGCGAGCUUCCUUUGUCACAUGCCCUUGCUGUUAUGGUUUCAUUCAGAAUACAUCAAAGUUUAAUUUUCCAAAAAGUGAGCAGUUCAAAGAAACUCUAUCUUACAAGGAACACAUGAUUUUGUGCCGAUUUGCAGAUCAGACAGCUGUCCAGCUCCCACCCCAGCGCAGGCUCAUAGGAAAACAGUGCAUGUGCCUAGUGGAUCUGGAUCGAGCUCGAGCUGCAGAAGAACAUGGUUACUCUGUCCAAGUGAUAUCCAUGGAGCCAGAGAACUGCUCUCCAAAAAAUAAUAUGAUUGUGGGUAUCCCCGCUUAA
Elephantulus edwardii (Cape elephant shrew) is the source of this 1896-nucleotide messenger RNA. It is a transcript of the gene GSTCD, whose product is annotated as glutathione S-transferase, C-terminal domain containing. NCBI's taxonomy places the organism in Eukaryota, Metazoa, Chordata, Mammalia, Macroscelidea, Macroscelididae. The coding region runs from base 1 to 1896 and encodes 631 amino acids. The transcript has 11 exons. The record is from RefSeq and is a predicted model, not a curated record.